Colossoma macropomum (tambaqui) is the source of this 4094-nucleotide messenger RNA. It is a transcript of the gene tubgcp5, whose product is annotated as tubulin, gamma complex associated protein 5. NCBI's taxonomy places the organism in Eukaryota, Metazoa, Chordata, Actinopteri, Characiformes, Serrasalmidae. Gene Ontology annotation, biological process: meiotic cell cycle; cytoplasmic microtubule organization; microtubule nucleation. The record is from RefSeq and is a predicted model, not a curated record. The transcript has 23 exons. Bases 479 to 3529 code for a protein of 1016 amino acids. Gene Ontology annotation, cellular component: gamma-tubulin complex; spindle pole; equatorial microtubule organizing center. Gene Ontology annotation, molecular function: gamma-tubulin binding; microtubule minus-end binding.
AAGCUUUGUGUUCGCGUUCAACCACAGAAGGAGCUUCAUAACAAGCUGAGCGGCAAGAAGGAGCCGCGCUGAGCGCCGAGCGGCGAUGAAGCUCCGAGUAAUGUUGAUAAACUGCAGCUCUCUGACUGAAUGAUUGUCGUAACGAGUGAAGGGACAAAAUCUGCCCCGCAGCAAUUUGCAAAUACCAUGAGUGGAGAUUUUCCACCCGUCUUCUAGCUCAGCUAGGUUACAUAACUGAGCCUGAUAUGGUGUUGAUGCUAGGUUAGCUUGUUAACUAGCCGCGUAGCUAGAAUGCAAACUGUGAAAGCAAAAAGCUUCAGCUCAGCUGGUAUAAAACAGCUCAGUGUGGGGCUCAUAUUUGCGGAAAUUAUAAAUCAGUGACGGUCGAUGUGUUUUUUGGUCUUUUUUGCAUAACCCGGUGUUGAUAAAGUAGCUAGCUGACUUCUACGUAAGUUAACUAACGCUAAGUGACUGCAGGAUGGCACACUGGACCAAAUUCGAGAAAGAACUGGACCAAGAGGUGAGGAAACUGAUAGCGCAUAUGACCGGCAUUCAAGAUGAAGAGGACCAGAACUUCCAAUUGGCUCUCAAAUUUGCCUGGUCAAAUUUCAGGUUUCACCGUUUCUUAGAUGUCAGCAGCCACAAAGUACAGCGCUCAAUAAAAGGGAUCUAUGAAAAACUCAUGGUGCACUCCGACCUGAGUAAGGCAGAGAGUUGGACGCGACUGACGGAAGAAUUUCUGAACUCACCUCUUCCUAAUACUGAGGGUACCAUGACUGAUGUCCAUCAUGGUGUAUUGGCCUUGUUACUGUUGCUGUCUGAUUCUCCAUCCAACACUACCUACAGCGAAAGGCCCAGAUUGAAAGAAUCAGAAAAAGAGGACAGUUUUGAUUGGGCUAAGUACUUAAUGGAAGGAGAAGAUAUUGACACGGGCCCUUUUCCAGACACUCCGGAGUGGUCAGAAGAGGAGAGUGAGGAAGAAGAAAGCCAGCAGCCUAUCAGUAGAGAGGAUUCUGGGAUACAGGUGGACAGAACGCCACAGGAAGACCAGGAACGGAACAAUAAGACAGUACAAGUCACUUGGACUGUGGGUGAGCCAGAUGCCCGUGCUUGGCUGGAGCUGCAUGUUGUAACGCCGUACUGGGUCCCCCACUCACCCCGUUUUCCACACAGUCUCCAUUUGCACUCUAACCUGCUCAACGUCUGGGAUCAGCAUCUUUACAACACUGACCCGCUGUACCUGCCUGAGGAAAAAGCUUUUGUUACUGAAACCCAAGUUAUUCGAGAGACUUUAUGGCUGUUGUCAGGGGUAAAGAGGCUUUUCAUAUUUCAGCACCAUGAUGGCAAAGUAAGCGUGAGGAAUGACGUGGUGGUCACCCACUUGACCAAUAAUUGCCUUCGCUCAGUGCUGGAGCAUAUAGCAGCCUAUGGACAGGCGGUGUUCCGUCUACAGAGGUUCAUUGAUGAGGUGACUGGUCACAGUGCAGAGCCAUGUCCUCCUGGGCUCAACUCUUCCUCCUCCUCAUCGUCCAAGAAGAACUCUGAGCCCCCAUUCAGAACCUACCAAGCCUUUGUGUGGGCACUGUACAAGUACUUUACCAGCUUUAAAGAGGAGCUCACAGCCAUUGAGAAAGAUAUAAUCGGCAGAGAUGAGACAGUGACUUUGUCCGCUGUGUUGGAAAGACUCAGCCCUCACCUGGCUCAGAUCACAGUCUUGCACAGAGUUUUCUGCACAGGGGUGGCUGAGGUCCCCCCUGGCACGCCAAAUGUGGUACGAGCCUCACAUUUACUCAACACGCUCUACAAGGCCAUCAUUGAGUAUGACAGUGUGGGUGAAGCUUCUGAGCAAUCGGUGGCGCUUCUCUUCUCACUCUGGGUUGAAACAGUGAGGCCAUACCUUGAGAUAGUGGAUGAAUGGAUUGUUCACGGCCACUUGUUCGACCCAGCCAAAGAGUUUAUAAUCCAGAGGAACAAGGAUGUGCCUGUGAAUCACAGGGACUUCUGGUACGCCACCUACACCCUGUACAGUGUGUCUGAGGCAGUGGAGAGUGAGGAGAGGCUGAGUGAUGCUGCCAGUGGAAGCUCUGGAGGAGAGCAGGGCUCCAGCAGCAAGCAGCACACAAUGGUGUCCUUCCUCAAGCCUGUCCUUAAGCAGAUCAUCAUGGCAGGAAAGUCCAUGCAGCUCCUGAAAAACUUGGACUGCAAGGAGGAAGAGCAGGCUGAUGGAUCUUCUAGAGAUGCCGAAAGGAAAAGUCUUUAUACACUCUUUCUGGAAUCAGUGCAGACUCGUCUGCGACGUGGAGAAGAGUCACCCACAGAUACGGUAACGGAGCAACAAGCCACAAAGAGAAGCCUUAUUAAGAUGCAGUCCAUCGUGGCCCGUCAUCUGGAAAUGGAUGACAUCCAUGACCCCCUGCUGGCCAUCAACUUUGCGAGGUUGUAUUUAGAACAGAAAGACUUUCAUGAGAAGUUCUGUGGUGGUGAUGUGAUUGUGGACCGUUCAUCAGAAUCAGUGACAUGUCAAACAUUCGAGCUGACACUCCGCUCCUGCCUGUAUCCACACAUUGAGAAGAGAUACAUUGAAUGCUGUGGCAACCUCAUGAGAACGCUCAAAAAGGACUACAGGCUACUAGGAUACCUUCAGGCUAUGAGAAACUAUUUCCUUUUGGAGGCCGGUGACACCAUGUAUGACUUCUACACAGCCAUCUUUGACAAGGUGCUGGAGAAGGAGAGCUGGCAGCAGCUGGCGUUUCUCAACGUGCAGCUGCAGGAGGCUGUUGGACAGCGCCACCCAGAGGACAGCAACAGAUUGUCAAUCUUUCUGGAGACAAUCGAUCCCACAAGGAAAAAACAGCCAAUCAACAACCUUGAUGGUCUUACAUUGAGUUAUAAGGUUCCAUGGCCUGUGGAUAUUGUUAUUAGUUCCGAAUGUCAGAAAAUCUACAAUCAAGUUUUCUUGCUCCUUCUACAAAUAAAAUGGGCUAAAUACAGUCUGGAUACACUGCGAUUCAGUGAUUUGACAGCAGCUGCUAAGAGGCAUGAAGGAGGCCAGUCUGAAGAGUACACAGCCAGAGAACCCAUAAACCAGCAGAUCCAUAGGAUGUUCCUACUAAGGGUCAAGCUAAUGCAUUUUGUUAAUAGUCUGCACAACUACAUUAUGACCAGGAUCCUACAUAGCACAGGCCUGGAAUUUCAGCACCAAGUACAAGAGGCAAAAGACCUGGACCAGCUCAUAAAAAUCCAUUACAGAUAUCUGUCCACCAUUCACGACCGCUGCCUUCUGCGGGAGAAGGUAAGUUUUGUCAAAGAAGCCAUCAUGAAAGUCCUUAAUUUGGUUCUCAUCUUCUCUGACCGAUGGCAGGCUGGCUUUGGAGCAUGGAAAAUUGAAUCUAUUGACAAAAUGGAGUCGGAUUUCAAGAACUGUCACAUGUUCUUGGUGACCAUUCUAAAUAAGGCCGUCUGCAGGGGAUCGUUUCCUCAUUUGGAGUCCCUUGCUCUGUCUCUGAUGGCUGGUUUUGAGCAGUGCUAGAUGACUCUCAACUGCAAACACAGCACACUGGUCCAGCUGUUGACUGCCAUGCUGUAUGAUUCCUUCUGUACUGUUUGUCUCUGCCAAGAUGUCUGAUGUCAAAGCACAUAAGGGGCUGAUGGUCAAAACAACAGCUCUUCUUUAGUGUGAAGGGAGCUGUGUUUCUGUGUCUGUAUAAAGGCCACCUCAGUGAAACAUGGAUAUUGCCCGCACAUCGUGAUGUUGCUCUCGAUGUUUUUCGAAUCAAGACUGAAGACUUUUUCAUUUGACUUCUACUUAAAGAGCACUUGGUCACUGUUGCGUGCUGUGAAAGUUGUAAAGCAUUUAUGGUCCCCAACAAAGACAAUACAGUGUAUUAAUGCGGAUUGAGUACAAGAGGUAUUUUGCUGGUUGUGUGUUUCUGUUCAAAUAGGGACAUUAUUCUUUGUGAAACUAAAGGAUGUAUAAUGCCUGUACAUGUGUAUAUCAGCUAAUUAUUUGCUUGUAUGUAUUGUUACUGCUGAAAACUGUAUUUUUCUUCAUUCAGUGACUAUUUGUGUGCAAUAAAAGAGCCGUUACUCUAAAA